AUGGCAGCAUCAUUGGCAUGCCUUAUUGGGAAUAGUUUAUCUACACACAGUAAUAAAGUAAAUAUUCACAAGGACAUAAAUGGAAGACAUAUCUUCUUUUCUUGGGGACAUUCAUUGUUGAAAAGAGCAUCAAAAACUAUAUUAGUCAAGGGCAAGGCAUCUUCGGAUCAAAGGGAACAUGAAGGGAGAAGAGGAUUUCUGAAAUUAUUGAACCUGACAGUUGGCUUACCCGCAUUAUUAGGAAGCGCAAAAGCUUACGCUGAUGAACAAGGGGUUUCAUCCUCCAAAAUGUCUUAUUCUAGGUUUCUCGAGUAUUUGGACAAAGACAGGGUUAAAAAAGUUGAUCUGUAUGAGAAUGGAACUAUAGCUAUUGUAGAGGCUAUUUCUCCCGAGUUAGGUAAUAGGGUGCAGCGAGUGCGAGUUCAACUUCCUGGACUUAGCCAAGAGCUUCUUCAGAAGUUCAGGCAAAACAACAUCAACUUUGCAGCUCAUAAUGCCGAAGAAGAGUCAGAUUCCUUGUUUUCAAACCUGAUUGGAAAUUUGGCUGUCCCUGUAAUUGUGAUUGGAGGACUGUUCCUUCUCUCACGACGGGCAUCUGGAGGGAGGGCUGGUCCCGGGUCUGGCUUUCCUUUUGCUUUUGGUCAAUCUAAAGCCAAAUUUCAAAUGGAACCGAAUACCGGAGUUACAUUUGAUGAUGUUGCCGGGGUAGAUGAAGCCAAGCAGGAUUUUGUGGAGGUAGUGGAGUUUCUAAAAAAGCCUGAGAGGUUCACUGCUAUUGGAGCUCGCAUACCGAAAGGAGUUCUUCUUGUUGGUCCCCCGGGGACUGGGAAGACUCUAUUGGCCAAGGCUAUUGCUGGUGAAGCUGGUGUUCCGUUUUUCUCAAUCUCUGGUUCUGAGUUUGUUGAGAUGUUUGUUGGUAUUGGUGCUUCCCGAGUUCGUGAUUUAUUCAAGAAGGCCAAAGAGAAUGCUCCUUGUAUUGUUUUUGUUGACGAAAUUGAUGCUGUGGGGAGGCAACGGGGUGCUGGAAUUGGUGGAGGGAAUGAUGAAAGGGAACAGACCCUUAACCAACUUUUGACAGAAAUGGAUGGAUUUGAGGGUAAUACUGGAAUCAUUGUCAUUGCAGCAACCAACAGGGCGGACAUUCUUGAUUCCGCAUUAUUGAGACCGGGACGGUUCGAUAGACAGGUAUCAGUUGACAUUCCAGACAUUCGGGGAAGGACUGAAAUACUAAAGGUUCAUGCUGCUAUAUUAACUGGUCGGCGCGGAAAGACGGAAAUUUCAUCAAAAGAGAUUGACGAUUCUAUUGAUAGGAUUGUGGCUGGAAUGGAAGGAACAGUGAUGACAGAUGGGAAGAGCAAGAAUCUAGUGGCAUAUCAUGAAGUUGGGCAUGCCAUUUGUGGAACUUUGACUCCUGGUCAUGAUCCUGUACAAAAGGUAACCCUUGUUCCCCGUGGGCAAGCUCGGGGUCUCACUUGGUUCAUUCCUUCUGAUGACCCAACACUAAUCUCCAAACAACAACUCUUUGCAAGAAUUGUUGGUGGACUCGGCGGAAGAGCAGCAGAGGAAAUUAUUUUUGGUGAGCCCGAGGUUACAACUGGAGCAGCUGGUGAUUUGCAGCAAAUAACCAGUUUGGCUAAACAGAUGGUAAUCACAUUUGGAAUGUCCGAUAUUGGUCCUUGGUCGCUUAUGGACGGCUCAGGUCAAAAUGCAGAUGUUAUAAUGAGAAUGAUGGCUAGAAACUCAAUGUCAGAAAAGCUUGCUGAAGACAUUGAUUUUGCUAUCAAGAAGCUCUCAGAUGAAGCAUAUGAAAUUGCUUUGAAGCAUAUAAGGAACAACCGUGAGGCCAUCGAUAAAAUUGUGGAAGUCCUACUGGAAAAAGAGACAAUUACCGGAGACGAAUUCAGAGCUCUCCUUUCUGAGUUCGUUGAAAUUCCACCCAAAAAUGCGGUCUCUCCUUCAACUCCCUCACCAGUUUCUGUUUGA
Messenger RNA from Vicia faba (fava bean), 1983 nucleotides. NCBI's taxonomy places the organism in Eukaryota, Viridiplantae, Streptophyta, Magnoliopsida, Fabales, Fabaceae. The record is from the annotation of a GenBank genome assembly.